CACCAACACUCCUUGGAUUGAUUGCACAACAUAGACCACGUCGGCCACCUCAUCUCACAUAAACUCGACAUUUAUCAAGCCAGCUUUCAGCGUCUUUUCGAGAUACCCAGCAUCCUUUGCGCCAUCUAUCCAUUCCAACUAGACCAACAACUAUUCAAACCGACAAGAUGCAGAUCACCAGCCUUCUCGUCCUUGCCGGCGUCCUCGGCGCCUCGGCCAUGCCUUCUGGCCACGCCCACCUCCACCGCGCCGCCCACCAGCAGCGUGACCUCAAGUUCUACAAGGCCGAAAAGCACUUCCCCAUUCCCAUCCCUUCCGCCACCUCCUCCUCCGUCGCCAUUCCUUCCAGCACCACCGCUCCUGCGGCUGCUGCGACCUCUUCGGCUGCUGCGACCCAGGACGACGACGAGUAUAUUCCCUUCUGCGGCGAGAACAAGAACACCAAGCGCGUCACCUACGCUCAGAUCAUGUACACUGGCAACACUGGCACCACCAACGGCUGCAAGUGGAACUCCAACUUGAUGACCGUCCCCAAGAGCAUCGCCGACAAGUACAACAACCGCAUGUUCUUCACCAACGUUGCCAACGAGCCCUACCAGGUUGUUUGCGGCAACAAGAUGGGUUCCGACGGCGGCCUCAACGGCAUGUUCAAGACCCCCGCCAACCAGCAGCUCGUCUUCACCCUCGCGCCUGGCCAGACCGAGGUCGUCGUCGCCGACGCCAACACCCAGGGUGUCUGCGCUUUUGCCCCCGAGGAGGUUCCUACCACUCAGAACGGCCAGUUUGCCGGUAACUGGGCCGAGUUCGACUUUGAGAACAGCAGCAACGGUGGCUGGUCUGGUGCCGACUGCUCUUCGCUUGUUGCCCAGGCUGCCGGUAUGGACGUUCCCGGCUGCCAGAUUUGCGGCCACGGCACCUGCUCCAGCAUUCUCCCCGGUGGCGCCGGUACCAACGCCUACACCAAGGGUAUGGAGGCUUUGGACGGUAUUGGCCUCAACCUCAUGGCCGACCUGCAGAUCACCCUCAACAUCAGUGUCGGCUUCAGCGGCUAAACGUUUCGUUCCCGAAAUACAAACCUUGUCUCCGAUUCAUGACGAUAACCGACGGUGCCUUGUAGGCAGCCUUAUUCAUGGCGGUUCAAUGUGGUCGUUGCUAUCUUGCUUUCUUGUUACAUACUUCAUGAAGGA
Molecule: messenger RNA, 1187 nt
Organism: Neurospora tetraspora
Lineage: Eukaryota; Fungi; Ascomycota; Sordariomycetes; Sordariales; Sordariaceae
Exons: 1
Coding region: 168-1052 (294 amino acids)
Cellular component (GO): extracellular region
Molecular function (GO): IgE binding
Source: RefSeq, a predicted model, not a curated record